UUUAGAUUCAUUUGAUUAAUUUGAUGUGAGAGCGCACUUUUCAACCAUUCUACAUAUUUUAUGAUUAAAUUGGCACCUAGUAGGCGGCUAGAUGCGCUCAACACUUUGUUCUCGCUGCAGGCCCCUAGCCGGCCUUACGCGAAAACAGGUUCUGCGCUCAGCUGCACAACGGCAAAUCCGCUGUGAAUCCACCAGCAGUGAUGUCAGCCUUGGCCAAGAACAGCCGGUGGCAGAAGCACCCAAGAAGAAGCGAAAUAUCGUCUUCUCGGGAAUCCAGCCGACGGGCAUACCUCAUCUAGGGAACUACCUAGGCGCACUAAGGCAAUGGAAGAAGCUGCAGGAUGAUGUCCAGAGCUCGGGGUCCGGAGACAAGCUGCUGUUCUCCAUCGUGGACUUACACGCUAUCACCAUGCCUCAGGACGCUCCCGUGCUACGCUUGCGUCGCCGCGAGAUGCUGGCUGUGCUGCUAGCCAUUGGCUUGGACCCAGAGAAGGGGUCUACGAUAUUCUUCCAGAGCUCCAUCCCCCAGCACACUGAGCUCAUGUGGAUUCUUAGCUGCACGGCGUCCAUGGGGUAUCUAAGCCGGAUGACUCAGUGGAAGAGCAAACUCACGAUGGAGAACAAGCAAGCUGGAAUCAACGAUGAAGCGAUGAACAGGCUCAAGCUAGGCCUAUUCUCGUAUCCCGUUCUCCAGGCCGCCGACAUCCUGGUGCACCGGGCGACUCACGUCCCCGUGGGCGAAGACCAGCGGCAGCAUCUCGAGUUUGCGCGGGAGUGCGCCACCAAUUUCAACCAUAACUUUAAGGAUAUUCUGAUUCCCCCAGAGACCAUGACUACUACCUUCGCAACCCGCGUAAUGUCCCUCACGAACCCCCGGAACAAAAUGUCCAAAUCAACCCCCAACCACCGCUCCCGCAUCCUCAUCACCGCGUCCCCCUCCCAGAUCCGCUCCCGCAUCGUCGGCGCCAUAACCGACAACCAGUUCACCGUGUCCUACGACCCCGAAGCCCGCCCGGGAGUCGCCAACCUGCUGGAGCUGCUGUCGCAGUGUGGCGGGUACUCUGCCUCUGCUUCGGAUUCGGCUUCGGCUUCGUCGUAUGCGCCGUUGAUCGACGAGGGGGCAGAAGGGGUAAGGGUAGACGAUGGCGAUGGUGGAAGAGGAGAAGGAGAAGGAGAGGGGGGAGGGGGAGCAGACGGAAGCAAAGGCCCCCGCUACAUCCUCCCGUGGAAGCUGGCGGAGCAGUACGUGGGCAAAACCCUCAAGGACCUGAAGCACGACGUCGCGAACGCGGUAUGUAGCGAGCUGGACGGCGUGGCGGACCGGUUUGAUGAUUACCUCCACCGCAAGGGGGGCAAGUGGCUCGAUGAGAUUGCGGCGGAGGGCGCCGAGGUGGCGCGCGCGAAUGCGGAGGCCACGAUGCGCCAGGUGCGGUAUGCGGUUGGUUUGUCGUCGAAGCCUAGGUAGGGUGGGUAGAUGAUAGAUGGUUGUUGAUAGAUCAUAAAAGCAUAUAACAGUCACAAUGCAUAGGUAGACGCAUAAAGCAUAU
This is a messenger RNA of Hypoxylon fragiforme, 1547 nucleotides long. RefSeq names its product tryptophanyl-tRNA synthetase. Gene Ontology annotation, cellular component: mitochondrion; mitochondrial matrix. Gene Ontology annotation, biological process: mitochondrial tryptophanyl-tRNA aminoacylation. Gene Ontology annotation, molecular function: ATP binding; tryptophan-tRNA ligase activity. The coding region runs from base 92 to 1465 and encodes 457 amino acids. The record is from RefSeq and is a predicted model, not a curated record. Lineage: Eukaryota; Fungi; Ascomycota; Sordariomycetes; Xylariales; Hypoxylaceae. The transcript has 4 exons.